Molecule: messenger RNA, 1672 nt
Organism: Tarenaya hassleriana
Lineage: Eukaryota; Viridiplantae; Streptophyta; Magnoliopsida; Brassicales; Cleomaceae
Product: protein CHUP1, chloroplastic
Exons: 2
Coding region: 312-1541 (409 amino acids)
Source: RefSeq, a predicted model, not a curated record
UCCGAUUCCAAACAAGUGGAAUAGAAAGAUGACUUUAGCGUUGUCAAAAGAAAAAGGCAACGGAUCACUAAUGUUUCCUAUUACUCAAGAAAAAGCAAAGAAACACAAAAGAAUCUUGCACGACAUCUUUCUCCAAACACUGAAAAGUAUAAUCAAAGAAUACUCUGUUUAUAAACAUCUAAAUUCGACCCAAAAUCAAGAUCGAGCAGUUCUGAUCUGGGUUUCGAUCAAAUUUCCCAAAGGAGAAAACUUUCCCGCAAAAAACAAAUCCAAAGAUUUGGAGUUUCCGAAGCAUCGGUUCAUCUCUGGAGAUGAAUAGUUCAAGUUCAAGUUCAAGGGCAGAAUCAAUGAAGCCCGUGAUUCUGAAAACCGGUGUGGCUUUGAUUGUGUCAGCGACUGGCCUGAUUCUCGCCAGGUUCAUGACGAGGAGAGAGGAUGAACAGGUAAUAACUUCUUCUGCAAGUAAUCCAGAAUCUUCUUUAGCUUGCAGAGAAGAAGAUGGAGAAGAAACAGGGUUGAUGGAAGAUUCCCAAACCCGAGAGGAGAAUGACUAUGAGCAGGAGAUUCUCAGCUUGAAAACCCGUUUCGAGCAGAUUCAGAAGAAGGAAAAUGAGAUGGAGAUGAGUUUUCAGAAUUACUGUAACUCAAAAGACAGAGAAAUCAUGCUUGUGGAGCUUAAGGGAAUGCUGGUUUUGGAGAGAGCUCGUCUCGAAUUCUUCGGCAGAGAAGUUUCAGCAAUGGAGGAGGAGAACAAGAGGAUUCAAGGUAUGGCGAUUGUGUAUCUGAAACUCGUGGAGAAGAUACAAUGCCUAAGAUCAGAACAGGGUUUGCUCCGGAGCAAGGCAAAGAACCUCACGAGAAGAGCAAAGGAUCUUUCGUGCAUCGUAAAAGAGAAGAACGCAAGGAUGAGGGGUGUAGAGCGGAUGCUGUUGAAGAGUCUUGAAGAAUUGGAGAUGAAGAACAAGUCUGCAAUCAAAAUGGAAGCUGAAAUCAAAGAGCUGGAAGCCACUAUCCGUAGAUUGGAGGAGGAGAAGAAGGGCUUACAGAGUACAUCAUCUGACCCCAUACCAGAAAUACUAUAUGAAAAGACGAGAAACACACUGGAAGAUUACAAAAGAUUGUUAGAGGAACACGAGAAUCUGAAGAGGGAGCGUGCGGACGAAGCGAAGGAUAUGAUUAACCUGAAAUGGAGCAAUGUGUGUCUAAGGCACGCGUUGAUGAGGUACCGAGAGGGGGACGACCAAGAGAACGAUGUCUCUUUCGAGGGGGACGAUAAUUUCCACCGUCACAUGAGUCUGGAGGAUCAAAUGGCGUUGGAAGCGGCCGAGGAAGAACGUCAUCACGAGCAUGAAGAGCGUGGUAAACACGAAACCUCGAGAAGGAAAAGGCUGAUGAAGAGGCUGAAGAGAUGGGUCGAAGGGGGUGAGAAAGGCAAAGCUAAGUCCGAGGAAAGAUGCUUCGGGAUGCAUUCUCCUCUCGUGGCCGAACCCGAAGAAGGGAAAUCUGUUGUUCUUGCAAGAAGGUCCUGUUCAAGCGCGUAGACACGUUUCUAUUUGUAUGUGUGCAAUGAUAAAGCCCGAAUGGAGCUUUAGAGGUUUCUCUGUUUUCAUACACAAAUUGUCAACACGUGUAAUUUAUAGAGACUACUAAUACUCAGCUCCAAAUUUUAUUA